GUUGGAGGCUAAGCUGGCUAUCCCGUCCGUGUGGAUUUGACGUUUCAUGGUGGAUGUUUAUCAAACAGCCCAUAGAGAUUCCUGCCUCUCUUGGUGUCGACGAUGGGGGAUUUACCUGAAUUAGACCAGAGCCCGAAGUUUUGCAUUACAUCAGAGAGCGUGCUUCUCUGAGCUGCUUUAUCCCAGUGAGGGAGCUUCCAUCAAGGUGCUCCUCGCUCGGCCUGCCUCAAAAUGGAUGCACUGCUGAAUCCUGAACUCAGGGAAAACACAAUUGAUGGUUCGAUCAAGGUUGAAAACACCUCACAGCAAGUCAUAUUUAGAGGCCUUGCUCCUCGAGUUGUUUUAACAAACCAUCUCCAGUCUAAAGUGAAUCUUGAGAAACAGGGUCGACAGAAGGUCUCUUUCAGCUUCACCCAGACUAAGAAGCCACGCCAGAAAGUGUUCCUUGUCCCACAAAGUCCAGAGAAAGGGGCAAAUGAAAUUUCUCCUGCAGUGCAGUCUACAAAUUUGCCCCCUGCAGACCUUACAACAGGACAGAGUGCUGAAAGCAAGAAUGAGCAAAUUGAACCCCCUGUUGUGCCCACAGAGUCCCAGGCAACACAGUCCCCAGUACCCCUCACCUGCAAAGCGAAACAUGACAUGAUGCAUUUUAAGAAACAGAUUUUGAGUAUGUCUGUUGUUGAAGAACAGCCCACAGUCAGUGCUUUUUUAAAUGAUGCCAUCUCAGAGACCGAAGUUUUAAUUAGAUCUUCAACAAGAAUUGAAGGUGAACCCCCUGUGGCUCCCCCCCAACAAAACUCUGUCCCUGACUGUUCAGAAAAAGUUAUCAGAGAGGAAAGCGCUCAGGAGAAAUUAAACACUCGCCUUAAGGGACCAAGCGAUUCCUGCCAUAUUGGGAACGAGUGUAAGGAAAACAUUUCUGAGCCUGAACACAGCAAAAAUGUCCACCAGUCAGACAAUACUCUGCCAGGUUCUGACUUUGAUGGUGAGUCUGUUCGGAUAUCUUCUAACCAGAAGUCUAGUGAUUCCAAGAAUGUGGCAAAGUCUGAUAGUCAGAGUGUUUCUGUUAAGAAGUCCUCAGGCUCCAAAAGUGACGUAUCGGACAAAUCCAGAUCAGAUAAGAGAGAGGAGAAGGAUGAAAAAGGGUCUAGCCGAAGUAAAUUGGAGAGAGACUCUAGACACACCUACUCACGAUCUUCUCGUUCUGAUCGAAGGAGGACCAGGAGUCGGUCACGGUCUAGAUCCCGAAGUUCCCGGACAAGUUCUUCAUACUCCAGAUCUGAGAGAUCAAGAAAUGAAAGGCAGUCAAGGACAGAUAGGUCACAUUAUCAUGAUUCUGAAAGGAGAUCCCACAGAAAUUCACGCGAACGGAGGAGGUCACGCUCCCGAGGUGAUGGCAGAUCGCGGGACAGCUCCGACUCUGAAGAUGACCUCAGGAAGCUCAGGACUCGAGGCAGCGAUUCAAGCCGGUCCUCCACAUACUCUAGCUCACAAAGAGAUCCGAAGACGUCCUCUCAUUCAAAAUCCUACAGAGACUCAAAAUCCGACUCAAAGUCUUCUCCUCAUUUGUCAGAAGCUGACAAAAGAUCACAGUACUCAAGAAUAGAAAGAUCUGGGAGAACUAAUUGCACUGAACCAAGUAAAAGGAGUUCUCCAGAGACUGAAGGCAGUCAUAAAAAGUCCAAUUCCCAUUCGAAAUCGGAGAUACACGGUAAAACAUCCAAUUCGAGUAACGUAUUAAGAUCUGAGAAAAAGGUCCAAAAAACUAGCGGGAGUUCUGACUCUGAUGAUGAGCACAAAAUGAAAAUGCAAUUUCAAAGCUCAGAUCGGUCUCCUAGGUUAUCUGAUAAAAAACCAAGUCAUUCAGAUUCAAAGUCGAGUAGUGUUGGAGCAGAUGGACAAUUGUUAGCGAAAGUAAAUAUCAAUGCUAAACUUCCACACUUGGGUUCUGACAAAAACAAGUCUCAGGGAGAAUUCAGCAAGGUGGAUGUUCGUUCCCAAUGUGAAGAAAGCAGGCAGUCUAAAUCAACAAAUAAUUCCUCUCAACAACAACAGCAAGUUAUCCUAAAUGACAGUCUGAGAAGUCAUGUUGAGUUGCAAGAUUCUGAUCUUAAAGAAAAGGGUCCAGCUGCCAGUGAAGAGAAUGGUAGUAAAAUCCACAUUACGCACAAGGACAUUUCUUUAGAGGAUGAUCCGCUUGCAAAGCAGACCGACGUUACAGUUCAAAAUAAAGUGGAGAUCGUGAAAGAGGCACCGACUAACAUCGCAAAUGUUGGUACCGUUUUCAAAACUGUUGAUUCCUCUAGCUUAAUUGAGCCACCAUUUCCAGGCUACACCCCCAGUCAGGAUUCAUUAGGUUCAUUGCCAGACACUCUUUCUGUGAAAGAAUUACCACCUGGAGAAUGCUUGAAACCGAACACUAAAUUUGUUUCCCAGUUGUUUCUUAUUAAUGAAGUCGAUCCCCUACCGGUGAAUGUCGAAACCUCUGAAAAAGUUAGUGAGCAGGCAGAUAUCAAACCUGUACAGACUCAUGCUGCAGUUAUAAAACAUAAGGGUGCCCAUGUUAAAAAGUCACGCUGGGAUAUUGUUGGUCAAGACACUUUGGAUCAGUCCUCCGAAAAGGUUAACAAUGAGACUUCCUAUGUGAAAAAGGUUAUUUCAGUUAAGAAAAUUGAUUUUGCCAAUGACGCUUUCCAUAAAGAAAACUGCGCAAAGGAAGAGGGAAUUCCGGUCGAACGGACGAACGAGGAAACAACAGAGCCUGAGCGAGAAAUCAUGCAAGAUUCUGAGCAGCUAUUUUCUGCUGAUGCACAACAAACCGAUGAAGAAGGUAGCAAACAUAUCGCUGACAAGUCCCUGGCAAAUCAAGGUCCUCUAAAUCGUAGCUGCAGUCCAGGUCCUGUUAUUCAUGUUGAUCAGACAUAUGCCAGUUCUGAUCAAUUAAACAGUGAUGACGCGUAUAAACCUUUGACUCAAAAGUCUCUUUCGUUCAACUGUGAUGGUAAAAGCCACAGUGAGGAGAGUGAAACUGAUGACUCCGACUCUGAUUCAGAUGAUGGACAGGUCAGUCUGAAGCGGUUACACUCUGUGGUGGUUGUGCCAAAGAAUUCUACUAUAACCCAUGAGACAACUGACCGGCCAACACCACCGACUAGCCCAUUAACUCUCUCUGGACAGCUAACUUGUCAGCCAGAUGAGUUGAGUAUAAGCAUUAACAAUGAAAUUCCCGGUAUUUUUAAGACUCCAGUUAAGCCUUUGGAACGUUCACUCGAAGGAAGCAAACACGAUCUCUUGUCAGUUGCUGAGAAUAAAUGUCUGCCUUCUGGGCACACGCCCUACCAGUCCCAGAGCGAUUUGGUCGACAGCACUAGCCAAUCUGAGGCAACCACAACACUGGGUCACGCAGAACGAAACUGCACUGUCAAAGAAAGACCAAAGACUUGUGUCCGAACUGACCAAGUACCAAGCUAUAUUCAGAGAGAGGCUGAAUCAGGGUGUCCCCAGUAUCAGGACAAUCCAGACAGUUGGCAUGGAAGAAAGGGAGGACAGGAACAAUUUGUAAAGUUUAUUUGCACAGAUAAUCUCAGACCCCAAAAUGGUUUGAACCUGAUUUGUGAUUUCACCCAAACCGAGCAGCCCAGCAGCACAUUUCAGCAGCCAGACAGCAGCCACAGCACUCAACACCCACCCCAAAUAGGAAGUACAUUUGCCAGACAAGAUGGUGGUUACUGGACCCAGGCUAGCGUCUUUAAUAAAAGCAUGCCAGGCAAUACACUUGUGCCUUCUCCUUGUCAUGAGUCGGUGUACCAGAUCCACCCUGACUCUUUAACUAAUGACCAAGAGGAAGAUUACGAGGGAAAAGCAUUUGGACUUGAUGGAGGGGUACAAUCUAGAAAACCUCCAGGGUCAUCUGCAUUUGUUCAAGCCAAUGAGAUAAGCAGCAAUUGCAGCUUUGUAACAGCCACUGCUGAGAGCCAGAUAAUCUCAGAGCCACCAAGGGAAAGCAGCCAAAAGCCUCAUCGAGGUAGAGGCCCACCCAAGAAAAGAAGGCCAGACUUGGAGUCAGAAUCAGACAAUGAGGCUGAAGCAGGUCUUUCUUGUAAGCGAGAAUGCUUAGAGGAGCAUGAGCGGAGCAAGGACACAAAAGAGACCAAGGUUUCCUCGCAGCAAGAAGAACAACGUCCACUGCUUAGUCUGAAAGAAUUUUUCGAUCCUGGUAAUUGGAAGGAUAAAGCUAAGCAAAAAAAGAUGCCUCCUUAUUUCGACCUUAUUGAGGAAAACGUCUACCUGACAGAACGCAAGAAGAAUAAGUCACAUCGAGAUAUUAAGCGAAUGCAGUGCGAGUGCGCGGUCCUUUCCAGAGAGGAGCGGGCACAGGGAGUUAUGGCGUGCGGAGAAGAUUGUUUGAAUCGCCUGCUGAUGAUCGAAUGCUCAUCACGGUGCUUAAAUGGAGUAUACUGUUCAAACCGGCGCUUUCAGAUGAAGCAGCACGCAGAUUUUGAAGUCAUUCUAACUGAAAGCAAAGGCUGGGGUUUGCGGGCUGCCAGAGACUUACAGUCGAACACAUUUGUGUUGGAGUAUUGCGGAGAGGUUCUGGAUCACAGGGAGUUCAAGUCACGGGUAAAAGAGUACGCUCGCAGCAAGAACGUCCACUACUACUUCAUGGCUUUGAAGAAUAAUGAGAUCAUUGAUGCCACACUGAAAGGCAACUGCUCAAGGUUUAUGAACCACAGCUGUGAGCCCAACUGUGAAACUCAGAAGUGGACUGUGAAUGGUCAGCUCAGGGUUGGUUUCUUUACCACCAAAGCUGUGAAAGCUGGGACAGAACUCACAUUUGAUUACCAGUUUCAAAGAUAUGGGAAAGAGGCACAGAAAUGCUACUGUGGAGCACCAAGUUGUCGCGGCUUCCUGGGGGGUGAGAAUCGUGUUAGCGUACGGGCAGCAGUGGGCAAAAAACAAAGGGAGCGGUCUCGGAAGAAAGAAGCAGUCAGUGCACUGACUACAGUGGAUGAAGAGCUGGAGGCUCUGUUAGAGAACGGGGAAGGUCUGAGUGAUGAGAAACAAGUGGUUUCACUAUGCAGACUUAUGGUGCGUGUGGAAACUAUGGAGCAGAGGCUGACUUGCGUAAAACUCAUUCAGAACACUUCAAACUCUUCAUGCCUCAAGCAGUUUUUGGAUCAUCAUGGUCUCUCAUUGUUGUGGAUAUUCAUGGUUGAUUUAUCUGAAGCCAAAAGCAACUCCGUUAAUAACAUCAAACUGCAGAUGGAGAUAAUGAAGGCACUGGCAGUGCUGCCCAUUUCUACUAAAAACAUGCUGGAAGAGAGCCGUGUGCUCCAAUUCAUCCAGCGCUGGGCCCAGAGCCAUCCACUUGGCCAGUCUACAGAGCAAGACGGUUACUCCAGUGAGAGCACCUCCCGAGCCCACACACCUCUCCCACACACCCCUGACGGCCCCCCUGCCAAAACUGUACCAGAGCUGGACGGAGACACACCAAAACGUGCUGUCUACCGCAGACUAAAGAUCAUCAGCGAGAACAGCCUGGACAGUGCUCUUUCAGAAGGAAGCAAGGUCUCUGAUGGUAAAGAGGAGGAAGAUGAAGAGGAGGAGGAGGUGGAGGAGGAGCCCUUGCAGGAGGUCACAAUGGGCACAGCAGAAAAAAGUGAGACAAAUGAGGAACUGACUGUAACCCCAGAGCCACUAGUUAAACAGGAAGCUUCAGGUGCUGUGGAGAGUAGUGAAGCAAAACAGGAGAUGAUGAUGGAGGAUGUUAAGCAGGAUCAAACGGAAGCAGAGGAACCUGUGGAGGACUCUGCAGAGCAACCAACUAGCAAGACAGAUGAGAACCUGUCUGCUGUCAUGGAGGAGCACUGUGAAGCUAAGCCUACUGAAUUGAAAAGUCAAGAACAGACACCUGCCAUAGAGCAAGCCCAUGAUCCUGCCCCUGUCAUAGCUGAAGAAGACACUAGCCCUUCUAUGCAUCCUCCUGAUGAAAACACUCCCAGCUCUGAGACGACUUCUGAGAUUGAGAGCAUUGUGCCUUCGGUUGCUAACAUCAUGGCUCCUUCAGUCAUCGGCACUGUGCCUACAGAACCCCUUGAUGUCAACAUGCCUUCAGAUGGGAUUGAAACCACAUCUGCUGAGUCUACAGUUAACCCAGAAUCUGCACCUCUUAACUCUGACAACAUUCCACCUAAUUCUGGUACCAGCUCUGCAGAAGACCCAUCAGCUACUGAUCGUGCUGUUACUCUGGAGGGCAGUGCUUCAGUAUCAGUGGUUGGCACAGCAGAGGUGCUGUCACUGGGAAUAGUGGCAACAGAGGGCACCAUGGUGGGCACACCUUCCCAGGAUGAGGAGGAGGCUGUGUCUGACGUGGAAAGUGAACGAAGCCAAGAGCCUCAAAUUGGAGCUGCUGACAUCAGUGAGAUGGCUACUCGCUUACUUGACAGCUGGAAAGACCUGAAGGAGGUGUACAGGAUCCCUAAGAAGAGUCAGGUAGAGAAAGACUCAAAUGACCGUAGUCGGGACAGGGAAGCGAUGCUGACACCCCGCACAUCCUCUAGCAGCCGUGAGAGGGAGCGGGACAGGAGAGAGCGGGACUGGGACCGGGAGCGAGAGCGAGACUGGGAUAGGGAAAAAGACUCGUUGCUGCGUAGCGGCGAAAGGCGUCGUCGUCGAGGCUCUGCCUCUCCCCCGUACCCAUCUCCUUAUGAAAGGAGCAGUCGUAGAAACGAAGACCGCUAUGAUUCAUCCAGCAGUAGUAAGAAAUCUCGUACCAAAGAGGCUCGUACCAAGCUUUCGACAGAAGAGCGACGGAAGCUCUUUGAACAGGAGGUGGCUCAGCGAGAAGCCCAGAAACAGCAGCAGCAGCAGCAGCAGCAGCAGCUUCAACGACUAGCAUUCAAUCCGCUUGUGUAUCCUGCAAGCCCAAGCUUCAUGAACUAUCCACCAGGCUACCCUAUUCAGACCUAUGUUGACCCAUCUAACCCCAAUGCGGGCAAGGUACUAUUACCUACACCACCCAUAGACCCUAUGUGUGUGACUGCAGCUGGCACAAUUGCUUUUGAUCAGACUUUGGCAGCUGACCUGACUCUGGCUUCUCAGUCUCCCAGCACCACUCCGGCCAGCUCAGCCACAACCCUGGCACAUGUUCCUGCUACCCUGGAGUUGGCAUCGUCUGCCCAACCACAGCAGUUUGUCCAGCCAGCCGCGCCAGCUCAGGACCCUGGCGUCACUGUCCUGUCAGUUCCUGCUCAGACAGCUGGCGCCCAAGUGCAGGGCCAGCAGGGCUAUGCAACCCUUUGGGAUCCCAAUACGCAGCAGGCAGUGACCGUGCAGCCUGCUCAGCAGUACUCAAACGCAGCCCAGCCACAGACUGCCAUCUAUUACCAAGGUCAGCCAUGCCAGGCGAUCUACAGCAUUCCUGCAGGUUACCCACAGAACAACACUCCUGUCAUUCAGACGUACACAGAGCCAGCUACUGGCUACCUACAUGGGCAACAGGUCUAUGCUGGGCACCAGCAGGGGGUGGUGGUCCAGCAAGGUGGCACAGUAACCACCAUAGUCACAUCGCAGACUGUACAGCAGGAAAUGAUUGUUCCCAACAACAUCAUGGACCUUCCACCUCCUUCACCUCCCAAACCUAAAACCAUUGUCCUGCCUCCCAGUUGGAAGGUGGCGCGGGAUCCCGAGGGCAAGAUCUACUACUAUCAUAUAGUCACCAGGCAAACUCAGUGGGAUCCUCCUAGCUGGGACGGAGUUGGUGAAGAGGCCCCUGUGGAGCAUGAGGCUGAGAUGGACUUGGGGACACCAACAUACGAUGAAAAUCCAUCAAAGUUUUCCACCAAGACAGCUGAAGCAGACACGUCCAGCGAACUUGCAAAGAAAAGCAAAGAGGUCUUCCGCAAAGAGAUGUCACAGUUUAUUGUACAAUGCCUUAAUCCAUUUCGAAAGCCUGACUGCAAAAUGGGCCGCAUCAGCAACACUGAGGAUUUUAAACACCUUGCCAGGAAGUUGACUCAUGGAGUAAUGAACAAGGAGCUCAAAUCCUGCAAAAACCCCGAGGACCUGGAGUGCAACGAGAACGUUAAACACAAGACCAAGGAAUACAUUAAGAAAUACAUGCAGAAGUUUGGAACUAUUUACAGGCCUAAAGAGGACACCGAACUGGAGUAGGCUCCUUCCCCCUCACCCGCGCCGGCAUCUCUGGAGCCUCAGAGUCCAUCUGGUGGUGUUUUGGGUUUUUUUUGUUUGUUUGAUUUUUUUUUUAUACUAACACUCUGACCUUGUCCUUUACUGCUGCUCUGAAAGUUCUGCCCCUGCACGGAGACAGGAUAAUCAUGCUGAAAAAAAAGAAAAACGUACAAAAUUCUCACAGCCAGCAAGCAGAUAAACGUGCAGAAAACGCACAAAUAGGGUGCUACACAGACUUUUCUCCCCCGUAUAUCAUUUUUACGCUUUCCGUCUUCUCUGCGUCGACCUCCGCAUUACAGCGUCACCUUCACUCGCAGGACGCGCUGCAGCUCCGGGGAGAACAUGGAACCCGAGAGCUCAUUCGAUUUCCUCCGUUAUCUGCCUGCGAGCGUUGCCCUGGUUCGUGUUUUGAAAAGUCUCUGUCAGCGGUGGCUUGUGUCAGCGGCCAUUAUCGAAGGAGACAGGCAUUUCCUUACCAGCUGUUAAUCAAGACUUCCAGACGAAGGAGAAGCCGAGACUGUCAGGAAAAGCUGGAACGAUGAAGUGUGUGACGAUUUUUUUAUUUAUUUUUUUUUUCAGGUGGGGGAGGAGGCGGGGGGGCUCAGGCUAUCGGAGGUUUGCGCCCAUCUUCGCCCCAGAGCGUCGAGCGUGGCUUUACUGCGCAGGAUCUCGGGAUCAUUUCGUUUAGCUGCAUUUUUAAAAAAAAACAAACCUUUUUAGAGAAUUGACGUGUGAAGGACGUUCGUUAAUGUACCCACUCACUCUAAGCCACUCUUGGCCACUUUUACUCUCCUCACAGCAGAGACAUGUAGCAUUUGUUGUUUUAUCAACUUGUUUCUCGCUGUUUUACAUUAACUCUCAUUAACUAGUGCUCUUUUACUAAGAUUCAAGACGGUUCAAUGUGAAGCUUUCCAGGCAUAUGAUCUUUUUUUUUUUUCUUUUUUUUUUCUUCUCCCCCGCGGUAAAGCUCAUCAGGGUUCUUGUACGAUAACGACAUCAUGAAAUCCUCUCACGUCUUUUUAAGUUGCAUUAAUUCUCUCCCCACAUGUAUUAUAUUGCUUUAUAUGUGAAUAUAUUGAGAAAUAGUUUUUUGAAAUCCUUUAAAUAAUCAGAGACAUUGUAAUCGGACUGUGGAGCUUGUGGUUUAUUGUGUAAAUAUGUGAAUACCAAACUAACUAAUAUGGUCAGUCCUCAGUCCAGCCAGCAGCUCUAGUGCUCCCAUAGCAACCAGGAUUCUUUCCCACAGCUCUGUGUUGGGUUUAAUGGGGUGUGUGGGUGGUGUAUUAUUAUUAUUUUUUUUUAUUUUUUUUUCUUGUUGUUGUUCAUUUAUUUUCCCCUCCCUUUUUAUUUCUUUCUCUAUUGAAAGACAUUUUUUUAUGUAUAAAACGGAGCCCCGCUCCACUGUAAGUACUGUGCAAGCACAUUGUCAUACUGAGUGUAAAGAACAUUUUAAAAUAAACUGUUUUGUAAAAAUAA
Silurus meridionalis is the source of this 9666-nucleotide messenger RNA. It is a transcript of the gene setd2, whose product is annotated as SET domain containing 2, histone lysine methyltransferase. The record is from RefSeq and is a predicted model, not a curated record. Gene Ontology annotation, biological process: regulation of DNA-templated transcription. Gene Ontology annotation, cellular component: chromosome; nucleus. Lineage: Eukaryota; Metazoa; Chordata; Actinopteri; Siluriformes; Siluridae. Gene Ontology annotation, molecular function: histone H3K36 methyltransferase activity; protein binding.